AUGCGCUUAGAAACAGACUUAAAGGGCGGGGCCCCAGGUGGGCCCUGGCAGCUUGGCGCGUCCUCUUGGCAACGGGAGAACGUGCAGGGAGGGGCCCAGAGGCGUCGCGCCGCUGCCGCGUCCGGGUUGGGCGCGCUGGGGCGGGGCGCGCUGGGGCGGGGCGCGGAGGGCGGGCCGCUCGCCCAUCCUCUCCCAUCUUCUAGAAGGCGAGUAGCCUCCGGCCGUCGUCCAGCAGGAGCUUCUGGGCCGCCAAUGGAGAGCCAAGAGUUUUCCGGUUCUUCUGGGCUGUCCGAUGGGCAUGACACGGCAGAAAUAUCCGCUCGCUCCGAAGCCCUUCAGAAGCCCUUUGUAGUCAGGAUAUUUGACAUGCACAACCAGCCUGAGGAGUCUGAGGAGCCGGAGUUACCCGAGGAGGCCGAUGAGCAAGACCAGCCAGGCGAAUCCGAGGCGUGUGCAGAGUCCCACCAGAUCCCCGAGCCCCACGAGCCCUAUGAGCUCUACCAACCCUGUGAGCCCCACAGGCCCCCCAAACCCCAUACACCCUACAAGCCUCAUCCACCCCGUGAGGCCUGCGAGCCGCAUAAGCCCCAGGGGCCCCGUGCUCCCCGCGAGCCCCACAAGCCCCACAAGCCCCACGAAGUCGAGUUGCUUACCAGAGCUGGCGUGAUGGUCUCCCCGUCUCUGCUGACCAGAUUCCCGCCACGGCUUCCGCCAUCUUCCCUGAGAGUGGGCAGGGGUCCAGUCUUAGAACUUCUGGAAUUGCAUCUUGGUGCCAGCAGCCUUGGUGACCUUCACAUUGAAGCAUACCGUUUUGCUCAGGGGCCAGCCCUCACCCACUGUGUAAAUGUCACCGAUCUGGAUGUCCCUGAAGCAGGGGGAAAGGUGCACGGACAUGUUCUUGUGGUGCUUCUCGAAGUGGUUGUACUUUCGGAUGUAGUGGAGGUAGUCUCGGCAGAUGACAGUGGUCCUCUGCAUCUUCAACUUGGUCACCAAGCCAGACAGGAUCCGCCCUCAGAUGGAGAAAUUACCAGUAAAAGGGCAUUUCUUGUCAAUGUAAGUGCCCUCAAUGGCCUCCUUUGGUGUCUUGAAGCUAAGACUGAUGAUCUUGUUGUAUUGCGGGAGCUUCUCCUUGACAUUUUCUCCAAGCAGGACCCUCUUCUUAUUUUGAAAGAUGAUCAGUUGCUUUCUGUAGACACGCUCAGUCUGAAUGUCUGCCAUCUUCCAAGCUGCCUGAAAAAAGGUUCUGCAAAACAACAACCUUUUGUGGUACAUGACCGUGAGAAAACUAAGAUAUGGAGAGCUUUGGUAAACUUGCCCAAGAUCAGAGAUCCUGGUCCCUGUGACUUUGUAAGGAAAUGGAAGAGAAUUCAAGAUCUUUCUAGGCCUAAGAAACAAUGGGGAGCCCCAGAUAGAAAACUGUUUUGGGGAAAUCAAGAUCCUAUUCGCCCUGUUUCCCGGAAUGCUUUGAAGGCUCAACUGACCAAAAGACUUGAGAACCUUGCCCAGCCUAAGGAAGUCUCCCACCAAUAUGUACCUAACAGGGUUCAGUAUUAUUACAGCUGCGGUAGAGAGUCUGUAAUCUGGGAGAUCCCUUCUCCUGCACUGUUUUGCCAACCUUCCAAAAGGAUCCAGAAGCUGGCACAGCCCAACAGAUUCAAGAAAGGGAAUCUAAUAAAUAGGCCCUUCAGUGAUUACUUAAGAGAUUCUCUUCAAAUCUCUGAUCCUUCUCCCCGGAUAUUACAACUCUCAAUAGCCAAAGCCACAAAUCCAAACUAUGUUCCUCCAAAAAGCACUGAAACCAAAAUUGCGACGUCUGCCCUGACUGCUGUUGCAACUCCAAGAACUGUAGACCUUGCCCAUCCAAGGAUUAAGAUAGAGGGUCUGUGCUUUGAAAGAGAAAGAAGUGAAAUGCCCAUCCGUCCUAUAUCCUGUGCUGCCUUGCUCGCCAAACCUAGCCCUCGAAUACUAGCUCUAGCUAAGGCCAGGCCUCUUCAUCAAGAUUAUUUACCUCCCCGUGAUGCCUACUGGCCAGUAUCUUGUGCUGCUAUCCAUUCCAAGAUAUCUCCCAGAAUUCAAGAACUAGCUAAUCCAAAUACAAGGACUCCUGUGCAUAUUGUAUAUUAUGAUCCGGAAGUCUUUAAAGUCAAGCCAGCUGCUUUGAAAGCACAGUGUUCUCCGAGGAUCCAUGAGUUGGCACAACCUCUUACGCAUUAA
This is a messenger RNA of Balaenoptera musculus (blue whale), 2214 nucleotides long. It is a transcript of the gene SPMAP2L, whose product is annotated as theg spermatid protein like. The record is from RefSeq and is a predicted model, not a curated record. The transcript has 12 exons. NCBI's taxonomy places the organism in Eukaryota, Metazoa, Chordata, Mammalia, Artiodactyla, Balaenopteridae. The coding region runs from base 1 to 2214 and encodes 737 amino acids.